GUGUGGCCGCCAGAUGAUGCCCGAGACCGCGGCUCCGCGGGCAGUGCCCCGACAAGGUGGAGCCCGGCGGGCCCGCGAGUCCAAGACCUGUCCCAGGAGCUCCAGCUCACGUGACCUGUCACUGCCUCCCGCCGCCUCCUGCCCGCGCCAUGACCCAGCCGGUGCCCCGGCUCUCCGUGCCCGCCGCGCUGGCCCUGGGCUCAGCCGCGCUGGGCGCCGCCUUCGCCACUGGCCUCUUCCUGGGGAGGCGGUGCCCCCCAUGGCGAGGCCGGCGAGAGCAGUGCCUGCUUCCCCCCGAGGACAGCCCCCUGUGGCAGUAUCUUCUGAGCCGCUCCAUGCGGGAGCACCCGGCGCUGCGAAGCCUGAGGCUGCUGACCCUGGAGCAGCCGCAGGGGGAUUCUAUGAUGACCUGCGAGCAGGCCCAGCUCUUGGCCAACCUGGCGCGGCUCAUCCAGGCCAAGAAGGCGCUGGACCUGGGCACCUUCACGGGCUACUCCGCCCUGGCCCUGGCCCUGGCGCUGCCCGCGGACGGGCGCGUGGUGACCUGCGAGGUGGACGCGCAGCCCCCGGAGCUGGGACGGCCCCUAUGGAGGCAGGCCGAGGCGGAGCACAAGAUCGACCUCCGGCUGAAGCCCGCCUUGGAGACCCUGGACGAGCUGCUGGCGGCGGGCGAGGCCGGCACCUUCGACGUGGCCGUGGUGGAUGCGGACAAGGAGAACUGCUCCGCCUACUACGAGCGCUGCCUGCAGCUGCUGCGACCCGGAGGCAUCCUCGCCGUCCUCAGAGUCCUGUGGCGCGGGAAGGUGCUGCAACCUCCGAAAGGGGACGUGGCGGCCGAGUGUGUGCGAAACCUAAACGAACGCAUCCGGCGGGACGUCAGGGUCUACAUCAGCCUCCUGCCCCUGGGCGAUGGCCUCACCUUGGCCUUCAAGAUCUAGGGCUGGCCCCUAGUGAGUGGGCUCGAGGGGGGCUUGCCUGGGAACCCCAGGAAUUGACCCUGAGUUUUAAAUUCGAAAAUAAAGUGGGGCUGGGACACACGA
Messenger RNA from Pan troglodytes (chimpanzee), 1040 nucleotides. It is a transcript of the gene COMTD1, whose product is annotated as catechol-O-methyltransferase domain containing 1. The record is from RefSeq and is a predicted model, not a curated record. Bases 150 to 938 code for a protein of 262 amino acids. The transcript has 7 exons. Lineage: Eukaryota; Metazoa; Chordata; Mammalia; Primates; Hominidae. Gene Ontology annotation, molecular function: S-adenosylmethionine-dependent methyltransferase activity; O-methyltransferase activity.